AUGGUGAGGACAACGGACUGGAAUAGGGCAGUGCGCGGGGCAGUCCCGCGGCUCCGUCUCCUGCUACAGCGCUGUGUGGACCGAACAGACCCAGGGGCGCCCCUCGCUCCUGCCUCCGACCACCUCCAUCCAACCUGUGCUCCACUCGCAACCUUCGGAACCAGCCUCUCAGCUGUCCUCGGCCACCGGGACCGCCAACACCGUAUUUUGAGCUUCACCCCGUAUCACCGAUCCACCACGAGCUCCCAGAUUCGUCAGAAUGAUUCCGCCGAGGUGGAGGCCGCCGUCAACCGCCUGGUCAACAUGCAUCUGCCGGCCUCCCGCACCUACCUCUCUCUGGGCGCCUAUUUCCACCGCCACGACGCGGCUCUGGAGGGCCUGGGCCACCUUUUCCGCGAAGUGCCCGAGGGGAAGCGUGAGGGCGCCCAGCGCCUCUUGAAAAUGCAAAAGCAGGGCGGCAGCCGCGCCCUCUUCCAGGACGUGCAGAAGCGUCUCGGGGUGAGUGGGGUGAAACCCAGGACGCUGUGGAAGCCGUCGUGCUCGCGGAGGAGAACCUGA
Kogia breviceps (pygmy sperm whale) is the source of this 558-nucleotide messenger RNA. The record is from RefSeq and is a predicted model, not a curated record. Lineage: Eukaryota; Metazoa; Chordata; Mammalia; Artiodactyla; Physeteridae.